UGGUAUGUACUAUUGUGCUUCACAUCUGUAGUUCUUGGCUGAAUGUGGGAGGAGUUCCUAGGUAGAGAGUAAAUUCUGUUACAUGAGAUUCCUAGUAAUAGCAUACAAUCAAUUUGUGCGCAACUGCCGAGAGUUGCGAGGACUAUAAAAGCAGGCCAAGUAACAGACAUGCUACAACUGUCUCUCCAGACUCUACUUUGAAGCAAGUACCACUCCUUACAACAAAAAUGAUGAAGGCCACAAUGUUUGCAGCUGCAAUUCUACUCUCUGCAGCUAGCACUGCAGUACUUGGAUAUCCAUCCUACCCGUAUGCUACCAGCCAGCAGCGCCAGGCCCCGUAUGCUGAACAGCAGCAGUACCUAAGGCAGCAGCAGGUGGAACAGCAGCAGUACCAGUAUGCUGAACAGCAGCAAAUGUUGGAGGAAAACUUUGACCAGGAGCAGGCACUCAUGCAGCAGAACUAUCUUAAACUGUUUGAAGGAGGUGCUGCAGCUCAGCAGGCGGGCAGUUGCUUGGACAUUAAUAUUCCAACUUUGGUGGGUCCCCUCAACGUCCGUGUAUGUCCAGACGAUAGCACUGGAUGUGGGCUUGUCCGUGUUGUUCUGGGCACGCUUGUCGAUACCCGUGUUGAAACCUGCAAGCAAGGAUGUAUUAAAACACCACGUCCCGAGACCUUGUGUCCACAAGGAAGUCCUCCUGCCCUCAUUAGCAUUCCGAUUCCUACACCUGGAGUCAUGGUGAAUGUGGACAUCCGCCUCUUUCCACAGUGUCAGUGUGUGUGAGGGUGAAAGCUCCGGUAUGCCAACCAUGAAGUGAUUAAUGAUCCACAUCUGGGAACGGACAACUUUAAACAGAAUAGCUGUGUAGGUUUUAGCAACUGCCCUAGAAAUGAUGUUGCAGAUAGUUUGGACUUAUGUGUAUAUAGAUAGAUUUCAUUAGACAUGUGCAUACAAACAUGUGUACCCUGAUUUCAUCAUCAUUGAACAUUGAAACAUUGAUUUCGAGCAACUGCGAGGGGUUCAAUUUUCAGAUAAAGCUAUUUGAGGUUUCCCCCCCCAUAAACAAAGAAACACGGGAAAUAAAAACCUUGGCAUAAAAGUUUUAUCAACAUAAGUCCGACUGUAAAGGCAA
Messenger RNA from Geodia barretti, 1131 nucleotides. The record is from the annotation of a GenBank genome assembly. NCBI's taxonomy places the organism in Eukaryota, Metazoa, Porifera, Demospongiae, Tetractinellida, Geodiidae.